UCUCCUCUGAAAUCUACCUCGUCGAUCUGGAGGGCGCAAAAGUCUUUAUAAACGUCUCACCUAAUUAUUAAAUAAAUAAUAAAAAAGGUUGUUAGACUCGAAGCCUUCCCAUCAUUACUCUUCAUACUCUUCUUCCCUUCCCUUUCGUUCUUUCCUUGUUCGACCUGAAAUUCAUAAUAAUUGCAAAAGUCUACAAAACCCAGAAGCUUGUUUUAGCUUUCGCUUAAUUUUUCUGAAUCGCCAUGGCUGUUGCAUCUGAAGAAGCAACCAUAAUAUGCAAUCACUGUGACAGAGCUGUCCCCUCUCCAAAUAUUGAUUUGCACUCUGCUCAUUGCUUCCGCAAUCUAGAAAAAUGUAAAGUCUGUGGUGAUAUGGUUCCAAAAAAAUAUGCUAAGGAACAUUACUCGGACACCCAUGCUCCGGUAGCCUGUUCACUUUGUAGUGAGACAAUGGAACGUGAAAUAUUAGCUGUCCACAAAGGUGAAAAUUGCCCUCAAAGAAUUGUCACAUGUGAGUUCUGUGAGUUCCCAUUGCCUGCAAUUGAUCUAGCUGAGCAUCAGGAAGUAUGUGGGAAUCGGACGGAACUUUGUCAUCUUUGUAACAAAUACAUUAGACUGCGAGAAAGAUACAACCAUGAAAUUAGCUGCACUGGUGUCCCAGAUAAUAACGGGUCAUCUUCCAGGGAUGCUAGGGCUGCUGAAAGAGGGCCAGGUCCCCAAAGAAGACAGCCGAAUGAGUUUUCACGGAAACGGCUUAUAUUCACCAUUGCACUAACAGGCAUUGCUGUUCUAUUAGGAUCUCUAUUUUUUGGGAGAAAGACGGAAGACAAUCAAGUAGUGCAUUAGCAGCUGAGACAAUACUCAUUGGCUUAUGUAAAUCUUCUAUACGCUUCUGUUUAAUCUGUAUCCUAAAUCUUCUGAAAUUGUACGACUGCUGUAACUGUACUAAACUCCAUUGAAACUGUCAUAAUACAGUAACUGAUUAUGCAAA
This is a messenger RNA of Prunus avium (sweet cherry), 990 nucleotides long. Its product is annotated as TRAF-type zinc finger-like protein. The record is from RefSeq and is a predicted model, not a curated record. Gene Ontology annotation, cellular component: mitochondrion. NCBI's taxonomy places the organism in Eukaryota, Viridiplantae, Streptophyta, Magnoliopsida, Rosales, Rosaceae.